This is a messenger RNA of Nelumbo nucifera (sacred lotus), 1391 nucleotides long. RefSeq lists its product as uncharacterized. Gene Ontology annotation, molecular function: oxidoreductase activity. The record is from RefSeq and is a predicted model, not a curated record. Lineage: Eukaryota; Viridiplantae; Streptophyta; Magnoliopsida; Proteales; Nelumbonaceae.
CUCGGUAAAUAAAUUGUCGGUUGUCACUGCACUGGUGGAACAUCAGACUUAUUUUUAGUGAUGCCGUUGAUGGAUUGACUAGAGAGGGCUGCUUCUGGUUCUGGUCUCUCUGGUAAAUACGAAAAGACCAGAACGGCGACUUAAUGGCCGGCCAGGGUAACAAAAUUCUUGAGCCAUGGCAUCGUUUAGAUAGGAAGGUGGUGAUGGUUACCGGUGCCUCUUCAGGCCUUGGCCGCGAUUUCUGCUUGGAUCUUGCCAAGGCCGGUUGCAAGGUCGUGGCCGCUGCGCGACGGAAAGAUCGAUUGAAGUCUCUAUGCGACGAAAUCAAUCAAUUGGGCUCUACCUCCUCGUCGUCGGAGAAUGAUUCGAAUCCUCCCAGUCUCAGAGCUGUUGCCGUAGACCUGGAUUUGAACGCUAAAGGGCCUGUUAUUGAGGCUUCCGUACAGAAGGCUUGGGAUGCUUUCGGUCGAAUCGACGCCUUGAUUAACAACGCCGGAGUUAGAGGUGGGGCAGUGACUUCUCUGCUGGAUUUCCCCGAAGACGAAUGGAACAAUAUUGUCACUACUAAUUUAACAGGAACUUGGCUAGUAUCAAAGUAUAUAGGUAGAUGCAUGAGCAACACUAAUCAGAAAGGAUCAAUUAUUAAUGUUACAUCUAUAGCUGGCCUUAACCGUGGACAAUUACCUGGAGGUGUUGCUUAUGUUGCUUCAAAGGCUGGACUGAAUGCCUUGACAAAGGUCAUGGCUUUAGAGUUGGGACAGCACAAUAUCAGGGUGAACGCAAUAGCACCUGGAUUGUUUAAAUCUGAGAUUACUCAGGGACUUCUGCAGAAAGAGUGGAUCAACGAAGUGGCCAGAAAAACUGUUCCUCUGAGAACAUUCGGCACAACAGACCCAGCACUUACAUCACUUAUCCGGUAUUUGAUCCAUGAUUCCUCAUAUUACGUUACGGGCAACAUAUUCAUUGCUGACGCCGGGGCUACCCUUCCAGGCGUCCCCAUCUUCUCUUCUCUUUAAUUCUGAAAUUUAUUUUACAUAAGCAUGAUUUACUACAACUUUCCGAUACCUAUAUGUUUUAAGUGAUAUCAAGAUGUACUAGUUAAUUGAAGAUCUGAUUAGCUGAACUAGCUGAACUUGAUAGCUGUUUUAUGGGCUGUGGGACCAAUCUUCCCUACCAGCCAUAAAUGCAAUUGAGAGACUGAGUGGUUGUGGGCUAUAUGCACCUUGUGACUGGCUUGGAACAAAACGAUUGGUUUCGCAGACUCAGGUAAAUCAGUUCAGUUAACUGGUGGUCAUUAAAGAGGCCACCGGUGCGGGUCUCCUCUAAAAAGAAGAUUAAUGUCAUAAAGUGUGAUGAAUGAAUGAUAUGUUACACAUACAUAUUUUUAUCUA